CGAAAUCUGGAGCAUGACCAAGAAAAUUGUUAAAGGUGAGAAAAUUGUGGCACAUUUUCUGACAUUCAUUGGGAGAGAAGCGUACAGCUUGUUAAAAAAUUUGGCAUAUCCAGAAAAACCUAUCUCACUCCCUUAUGCAACUCUUAACGAGCUAUUGUUAAGUCAUGUAAUAUGCACCAGUUUUGAAUGCCGUGAAAGGGCGAAGUUUCAUAAGAUGGUUCGUCAAAAUGACCAAAAGGUCCGGGAAAUUCAUCCUUGAAUUACAGAAACAAGCUGCCAAGUGUAAUUUCGGUGAUCAACUUCAUGUGCAACUGAGAGAUCGAUUAAUUGCAGGAAUUAACAUACCGAGUUUGGGAAGAGAGCUGUUAAAAAUGCCAAACUGUUCCUUUCAAGAUGCUAGAACUGCAUGUAUUAACUACGAAGCGGUCAAUGAACUUGAUAUCCAGUCGAUGAAGAUUUCUAAUACUUUGCUUAGUCGUCGUGAUGAACUACAGUCUCAGGGUCAAUCAAACUUGCGUUCAUUUAACAGUGAUUCCUAUUCUCGUGUAAAUAUGAAAGGUGUUUCAACGAGGAAUUACAAAGCAAAUCACAAAGGUGAGAUGAAGUUUGGUAAAUGUUUAUCAUGUGGAAAGUUUCAUGCUCGCAAUUCAUGUGUAUUUCGUAAUGCUAAAUGUUUUAUAUGUGGUAAGGUAGGACACAUUCAGUCAGUAUGCAAAGCUACUGUCCAUUUUGCUUCGAGCUGUACUAAAUCUUGUAAUUUAAAUUUCAAUAAUUCGGAUGUUUCUAGUGAUCAUUUAUCUUUGUCUACUAUUUCGAAAGGUAAUGCUCAUAUUCAGAAGCGAUUAUAUACAUCACUUGGUUCAUUUCAUGACUUUAUUCUGGACACAGGCGGUAUAGAGUCUAUUAUUUCAUUCAAGAACUUGAAAGCUUUAGAUCCUAACGUUGUUGUACGACCCACUGAAGUAUCAAUACUGGGGAUUACUGGACACAGACUGCCCAUACGAGGAUGUUGUGAAUUGCUAAUCAGAGAUGAUAAUUUUCCAUACAUACCUUGUGAAUUUUUAGUUAGUGAAACAGGACUGUCAAUACUGAGUUUAAAGAAUUUGGAAAGGCUUAAUGUGGAGUUGUCUUUCCUGGUUCGUGAAGAAAAUUCUGAUACUUUACUUAAAGAUUUGAUAGCUACGUGUGCUAAGUGCAGUGGAGGUAUGAAAAUUCAGCCUAUAAAACUUCAAGUACAAAGUGAUCCAGUCUUUCUUAAAAGACGAAUAAUUCCUUGUGGUUUACGAGAAGCAGUUCAUAAGACUUUAAACGAUUUGUGUUCGAAAGACAUAAUUGAACCGAUUCAGUCUUCAGCAUGGGGUACUCCUAUUGUUACGUCAUUGAAGUCGGACGGCAAGACCCCUGGAAUUUGCGGUGACUAUAGAUUAACUCUGAACUCCCGUUUGUUGAAGCGAACGUGCACGACGGUAGAGGCUGAAGAUAUUCUAAAUCGACUUCAUGGUUCUAAAGUGUUCUCGAAAGUUGACCUAAAAGAUGCUUAUCUUCAAAUCCCUUUAGAUCAAUCUUCAUCUAUUUUGACGACAAUUAACACUCCUUUUGGUCUGUUCAAAUACAAUUUCCUUCCAUUUGGUCUAAGUUGUUCUCCAGCCAUAUUUCAGGAAGUUAUGAAUAAAGUAGUUAGUGAUCUUGAAGGUGUUGAAGUUUAUCAAGAUGAUCUCAUUGUUCAUGGCUCUAAUAAGGUAGUUCAUGACCAGAAACUUAUUGCUUUAUUGCGUCGUUUAAUUGAGAAGAAUAUAACAGUGAAUCCUAAUUUUUCUUGUCGUGCAAAUUGUUUAUUUAUUAUUUUAACAUCCAAUUCAUUCAAAUGGAGUGAGGAACAAGAGUCAUGCUUACGAAGUCUGCUGAAGUUUCUUCAAAGUGAUGCUGUUCUUCGAACGUACUCCCCUAAUGUACAUUCUGUGCUUAUUACUGAUGCAUCACCUGUGGGAAUUGGUGCAGUUUUGGAACAGGAAGGUAGACCAGUUAUUUGCAUUUCACGCAAACUUACUGUUACUGAACACGGUUAUUCACAGACUCAGCGAGAAGCAUUAGCUGUGUUUUGGGCUGUUGAAAGACUUAAUAAAUAUUUAUUCGGAAAGAAAUUCACUAUUCUUACUGAUCAUGAAGCUUUAAAGUUUAUUUAUCAUCCCGAAAAAUCCUUAGCACGUUCCUCAGCAGCUAUGGUUCAGCGAUGGAGUAUUGCUUUGAGUGCAUAUGACUAUACGGUUCAGCACAGAAGUGCCAAACAGAUUCAACAUGUUGAAUACAUUCCUCGACAGUCAUUACAAGAUAAACCUAUUAAUACUUCGGAUUGUUUGUUAGUGCAACCUUUACCAGUGAGACGUUCAGAUCUCAUUAGAGAAACUCGUAGAUAUUUUGGAUGUAUACUCAGUGCUAUAAGGAAAGGUUGGAAUGCUAAUUUGGAACGGAGAUUUCCUAUCUAUUUUUCAAAGCGGGAUGAGCUAUCUACUACUCCUGAUGGUAUUCUGUGUUUAAAUGAUCGUGUUGUCAUUCCUCCUUCAUUGCGUAAAUCUGUUCAUGAAGAUCUUCAUAGUGGUCAUUUAGGUGUUGAGAAAAUGAAGUCCUUGGCAAGGCUCAUAUGCUGGUGGCCAGAGAUAAAUGCAGAUAUAUGUCGUACGGCAAACAAUUGUGAGAAAUGUCAUCAGUUGAAAAAUCAUCCUUCGAAGUGGGUGCCAUGGCCAGUAUCAUCUGAGGCCUGGCAGAGGAUUCAUGCUGACUACUGUGGACCAUUUCUUGGUAAAUACUACGCACUAGUAGUCAUUGAUUCUUUUUCAAAGUGGCCUGAAGUUUUUUUUCACGACUUCAUCAAAUUCUGAUUUCACAAUACAAGCAUUAAGAAAGGUGUUUAGUCGAGAAGGGGUUCCCUUGGUGUUGGUGACGGAUAACGGCUCACAUUUUGCUGCAGAUGCAGUCACUACCUGGUUGAAUGGUAUAGGGUGCAAACAUCUGUUUACUGCUCCCAGACAUCCGUGUUCUAAUGGUCAGACAGAGAAUUUUGUUAGGACAUUAAAGACUGCUAUUGAUUCUAUAGCCCCCUCAACAUUUAAUGAGCUGGAGAGGGGAGUAGAUACCUUUCUAUUGCAAUAUAGAAAUGCCAGACAUUCGGUGACGAAGGAGACUCCAGCGAAGCUAUUGAAAGGAAGAAUUCUUCGGUCGAAUAUGAAAUGUCUGGAGUCUGCAGAAGUUACAUACCAUCGAGGAAAUGAUCUCCGACCAUCUACGGGUAUUGUUCUGAAGAAUGUCGGAAAAUCGAUGGUGCGAAUUCUAGACAUCGAUGACUUAAGUACACACAGUCGACAUGUAGAUCAAAUACAAUUUCAGGUACCAGGUGAGUCAGUUCCAAUUUCGAUUGUUAACUCUAAUGCUAAUGAGCAUAUUCUAGAUAAUACAGAAUCCUUAUCCAAUACAAUGUCAGACAAACUCAGGAUGAAUUUGAGAAGAAGACGUACGAUUGAUUACAAACACCUAGACUCCAAUAUAAGCUGUGGCGGAUGUGGUGUAUGAAUGAACCAAUGAUACAUUUGUACUGGUUGAAUGUUUGAUUUCGAAUUAAAAAUACAGUACAUUCGUUGUGCCUGUGUCUUCUUAAUUCAAUUGCGUUAAUCCUAGAAUUCCUAAUUCAUACGACAAUUUGAAUACUAUACAUCUUCUCGUCCACUUGUUAGCAUAUCUAAGAAGAGAAGCCGGACAUUCUUCUCCUCUUCACAUCACAGGCUGAUGUGAUUUCGCAGAGUAAUAAGUCUACUCAAUAAACAAUUCAUUUCGUCCUUUCUUUCACAGAUAACUAAGGUGUCAUCUUCAUAUAUCUUAUAAACAGACAUGUUUACGACUAGGUCUUCAGCUGGAUUUGCAACAUGUGUUAUGAACACGUCUGCUAUUCAUGGUCUAAUGGAUCAACCAUAGCAACCAGUCGAUCUGGCAAAACUAUUCACCUUCAAAUAUGAACUGGACGUUGUCAGUACAUAAUAGUGCUAAAUCAUUAAGAAUUUUUAAAGGAACAGGUAAUUUUUUCAAGGCUGUUCAAAGAAGUGUGGUCACAUAAUAUAUCAAUAGUCGUUUUCAGAGGUAUAUUUGUGAACAGGAAAUUCACGUCAAAUGAACACAUUGUCUUUCUCUUGAUAUUAAUAUCACAUAAAUGAUCGACCAAGUCAAAAGAAUCAUUCACAGAAUACUUAUAUAAACGUGUUCCAACAGGAUCCAGUAAUUUAGCUCGGUUAUGUGUAGGUGAUCGACACACUGAUAAAAUUGGGCGUAAACAAAUGUUUGGUUUGUGCAUUUUACGUAAUCCAUGUAAAUGACCAUACUC
This is a messenger RNA of Schistosoma haematobium, 4366 nucleotides long. RefSeq lists its product as uncharacterized. Bases 228 to 2876 code for a protein of 882 amino acids. NCBI's taxonomy places the organism in Eukaryota, Metazoa, Platyhelminthes, Trematoda, Strigeidida, Schistosomatidae. The record is from RefSeq and is a predicted model, not a curated record. Gene Ontology annotation, molecular function: nucleic acid binding; zinc ion binding. The transcript has a single exon.